UAUUUUCCUUUCCUUUUCAAGAAAAGAAUCGGAAUUGUGUCUUCUUUUUUCACUUUCCUCUCGUUCCACUUCCCCAGUUAGUAGUUCCUGCUCCAAUUUAACUAUGCUUGGCGCCUCACUUUAAUGGCAGCCCUUAUCCACCACUGCCACCGUCCGGCCACCGACUCCGCUGCCUUCUCUCCCUCCUCUUCACCCCUACUCAUUCACUUUCACCACCCUUUGAAACCCUUUAAGCCUUCACAAAUAACUUCUUAUCUUUCUCCCUCUAAAUCACCUCUUUCUAUCUCCUCUCCCAGACCCCAACUUUUCUCGAACCCAUCAUCUUCACUUUCCAAGACUCCAUCUUUUCAACAUCUUUCGAGUCCAAAGCCUCUUGAAAACUCUCAGCCUCUAUCAAACCAUGAGCUUUCUCGUUUACUUAAAUUAUCCUGCGAUUACAUUGAUAUUCAGCUCAGUAAAGCAGUCCAUGCUUCAAUUCUCAAGGUUCAACAUGACACACGCUUAUUUAAUUCUCUCAUUACAUCUUACAUCGAACUGGGUUGCUUAAGUUAUGCUGAGAAUGUUUUUAGCUCAAUUUUGAGCCCGGAUGUCGUGUCUUACACUGCUAUGCUUUCGGGUUUGGCAAAAUUGGGUCGCGAGGAUGAAGCUGUGGGCCUCUUCUUGGAGAUGAGAGGCUCGGGUAUUGAACCCAACGAGUAUACUUUUGUUGCACUUUUGACUGCCUGUAUGCGCUUACUGGAUCUGGAGUUGGGUUCCCAAAUUCACGCCUGUUCGAUCAAGACGGGUCACAUCAAUUGCACUUACGUCGCCAAUGCGCUUAUGGGAUUGUAUGGUAAAUGCAGUUGUUUGGAUGCUGUGGUCAAUCUGUUCUCUGAUAUGCCCAAAAGGGACGUUGUUUCUUGGAAUACUGUGAUUUCUUGUGUGGUGAAGGAUGGUAUGUAUGAUAGAGCAUUUGAGUUAUUUCUUGAUAUGCUGAGACUUGAAGGCUGUAGAGUGGAUUAUUUCACCCUUUCAAGUCUCUUGGUUGCAUGUGCAAGGUGUUUGGCAACGAGGGAGGGCAUGGAAAUUCACGCAUACGCACAUAAAAUAGGGUACGGGGGCCACUUGAGUGUGAAGAAUGCAUUAAUUCAGUUUUAUGCAAAGUGUGGAUGUGUUGAAGACGUUGAGAGUUUGUUUAAUAGGAUGCCUGUGCAGGAUGCUUUUACUUGGACUGAAAUGAUUAAUGCAUAUAUGGGAUUUGGGCUUAUGGAUUUGGCUGUGGAGACUUUUGUUAGGAUGCCUGAGAAGAAUCCUGUCUCCUACAAUGCUCUCUUAGCUGGAUUUUGCCAAAAUGGUGAGGGUUUUAGGGCAUUAAGAUUGUUCUGUAGACUGGUGGAGGGCGGCAUGGAAUUAAGUGAUUUCACGUUAACUACUGUUUUCCAUGCUUGUGGCUUGAUGAAGGACCGGAGGCUCAGUGAACAGAUUCAGGCCUUUGUCCUCAAGAUCGAUUUUGGCCCUAAUGAUUGGGUUCUAGCCGCACUACUUGAUAUGUGCACUAGAUGUGGUAGAAUGGAUGAUGCUGAAAAGAUAUUCCGCCGACUAGAGAUGGAACAGAGCAGUUCAAUUAUGUUGACAACAAUGAUUUGUGGAUAUGCUAGAAACUCAGAGCCAGAUAAAGCUAUUUCUUUAAUCUGCCGGUGGCGAUAUGAAGAGCACGUCGUCAUGGAUGAAGUUGAAUUAGCUUCAGUACUUGGAGUUUGCGGAGAUUUGGGGUUUCAGAAACUUGGCGAACAAUUUCAUUGUUAUGCUUUAAAGUACGGUUUCUUGUUUGAUGUUGGAGUUGGAAAUUCUAUCAUUAGCAUGUAUUCCAAGUGUGGUAACAUGGAAGAAGCAUCUAAGGUCUUUGGUAGCAUAUCUGCACACGACAUAGUUUCAUGGAAUAGCCUGUUGGCUGGCCAUAUCCUUAAUAGGCAGGGGGGAGAGGCCUUAGACGUGUGGAAGAAGAUGCAGAAAGCAGGAGUACAGCCAGACACAAUUACCAGUUUCUUAAUUAUUUCAGCUUAUCGGCAUACUGAUUCCAAUUUAGUUGAACAUUGCCAUGACUUCUUUCACUCCAUGAAAUCUGUUUAUCAAAUUGAACCCAAUUCAGAUCAUUAUGCCUGUUUGGUUGGUGUUUUAGGUUACUGGGGUCUUUUAGAAGAAGCGGACGAAAUAAUCAAGAAGAUGCCUUUUGAGCCAAAGGCUUCUGUUUGGAGAGCCUUGCUUGAUAGUUGCAGAGUACACAGAAAUGUCACAAUUGGGAGAAGAGCUGCCAAGAAAAUACUGAGCAUGGAGCCACAAGAUCCAUCCACAUACAUACUAAAAUCAAAUCUCUAUUCUGCAUCAGGAAGGUGGCGUUGCUCUGAUCUUGUUAGGGAAGAGAUGAGAGAAAGAGGAUUCAGGAAAUUCCCUGGCCGGAGUUGGAUCAUACACCAAAGUAAGGUUCAUUCAUUCUUCAGCAGGGACAAGUCUCAUCCACAGUCGAAAGACAUUUACAGUGCACUAGACAUACUAUGCUUGGAAUGCCUAAAAGCUGGCUACGUAUCUGACACAAGCUUUGUGCUUCAUGAAGUAGAGGAGCAUCAGAAAAUGAAUUUCUUGUUGUACCACAGUGGAAAACUAGCCGUCACCUAUGGACUACUAACGACCAAACUGGGAGAACCUGUUAGGGUAAUUAAGAAUAUCCAUCUCUGCGGGGACUGCCAUACAUUCUUUAAGUAUGUUUCUGUUGUUACCAAAAGGGAAAUACAUGUAAGAGACUCUUCAGGUUUUCACUGCUUUGCUAAUGGAGAAUGCUCAUGCAAAGAUUACUGGUGAUGCAAACUUUUUUUUUAGUUUUAGAUCCCAGAGCUGGAUAUUUUAGGAUUCUAUAGACUUGUUUCUACUAUUAUUCUUUUCAGUUUCAGUCAACUCAUCGUCUGAAGCUAAUGUAAGAUGUAAGUAAAAUACGUACAGUGAUGAAGAACUACUUGUCUGUGGGGAGUUCAUUUACUACUUUUACUUAUCUGAUUGAAUACAAUGAUGUACUUUGAGAAAGUUUACAUGAGCCAUUAGUUGCUAUACUCCUGGGGAAAAAA
Molecule: messenger RNA, 3095 nt
Organism: Sesamum indicum (sesame)
Lineage: Eukaryota; Viridiplantae; Streptophyta; Magnoliopsida; Lamiales; Pedaliaceae
Gene: EMB175
Product: Pentatricopeptide repeat (PPR) superfamily protein
Biological process (GO): RNA modification
Molecular function (GO): protein binding; zinc ion binding; RNA binding
Source: RefSeq, a predicted model, not a curated record